UCUCUAUCUCUUCCUUCGCCCCACUAACCCCCAAAACCGUAGUCUAUACUCCCUCUCUCUCCACCCCUAAUUAUUACCCAGUCGACGUCGACCAUGGCCGAAGAGACGUCAACCAAGGUACCCGAACCGGCCCCCGCAACGGAGGCCGUCGCCGUCGAAACGGUGGCGGUGGCGGUCGCGACCGAAGCACCCCCGCCACCUGCUCCCGUGGCGGAGGACCCUAAGAAGCCGCCGGCGGAGGAAGCGCCUCCAGCCCCCGGGGCGGAGGAGAAGAAGCCCGAGGGCGAGAAGGCCGCCGUCCCCGAGUCCGGCUCCUUCAAGGAGGAGAGCAACGUCGUCGGCGACCUUCAGGACCCCGAGAAGAAGGCCCUCGAUGAGAUUAAGCAGCUCGUCCAGGCCGCCCUCGCCAACAACGAAUUCACCCCUCCCCCGCCGCCGCCGCCACCUCCGGCCGCCCCCGCCCCGGCGGAGGAGCCCAAGGCCGAGGAGCCCGCCGCCCCACCAGCGAAGUCGGAGCCGGAGGAGCCCCCGAAGCCAGCGGAGCCGGAGGAGCCUCCGAAGCCAGCGGUGGCUGAGGAGCCCGCGGCAUCGGCCAAGGUCGAGACACCACCUCCGCCGCCGCCGGCGGAGGAAAAGGCGGUGGUGGUGGAGGAGGACGGGGCCAAGACGGUGGAGGCCAUCGAGGAGACCGUCGUCCCCGUUGUCCCCCCGGCCACGGAGGAGGUGACUCCGGCCGCCGAGCCAGAAAAGGAGGCCCCCGCUGAAGCGGCGGCGGCGGCUCCGGAGGAGGAGGUUUUCAUCUGGGGCGUCCCCCUCGUCGGCGACGAGAAGAGCGACACCAUCCUGCUGAAGUUCCUCCGCGCGCGGGACUUCAAGGCGAAGGACGCCAUGACCAUGAUCAAGAACGCCGUGAUCUGGAGGAAGCAGUUCGGCAUCGAUGCCCUCCUCGAGGAGGACCUGGGCCUCCCGGAGUUGGAGAAGGUGGUCUUCAUGCACGGCUACGACAAGGAGGGCCACCCCGUGUGCUAUAACGUCUAUGGGGAGUUCCAAAACAAGGAGCUUUAUGACAAGGCCUUCGGCGACGAGGAGAAGCGGCAGAGGUUCCUCAAGUGGAGGAUCCAGUACCUGGAGAAGGGGAUCAGGAGCCAAUUGGACUUCACUCCGGGAGGGAUUUCCUCCAUGGUCCAGGUGACCGAUCUGAGGAACUCGCCGAAGCUGGGGAAGCACCGCCAGGCCACGAAGCAGGCCCUCACCAUGCUCCAAGACAACUAUCCUGAAUUCAUUGCCAAGAAGGUGUUCAUCAAUGUUCCAUGGUGGUACUUGGCUUUCAAUAGGAUGAUCAGUCCCUUCUUCACACAGAGGACCAAGAGCAAGUUUGUCUUCGCAGGACCAUCUAAAUCAGCAGAGACCCUCUUCAAAUACAUUGCACCUGAGCAGGUCCCAGUUCAAUAUGGAGGUCUAAGCAAGGACAACGACCCUGAUUUCACCACCUCUGAUGCUGUUGCUGAAGUCACUAUCAAGCCUUCAUUCAAGCAAACAGUUGAAAUUCCAGUUACUGAGCAGCCAUGCCUUGUGGUCUGGGAGCUCCGAGUCUUAGGAUGGGAGGUGAGCUAUGGAGCUGAGUUUGUCCCAAAUGCAGAGGAUGGGUAUACAGUGAUUGUCCAGAAGACAAGGAAGUUGGCUGCCACUGAAGAGCCUGUGGUGAAGGCCUCCUUCAAGGUCAGUGAGCCCGGCAAGGUGGUUCUUAUUGUCGACAACCCUACUUCCAAGAAGAAGAAGCUCCUUUACAGAUCGAAGGCCAAGAGCUCUACUGGAUCUAUAUGAGGAGCUGCCUGCUUGCCUGAUGAACUCAAUGGAACAUAAUAAGAGAAAGAAUUAGGGGGUAUUGCUUUUACUUCAGAGGGUUAAAAGGUGUUCUUUCUUAUCUGUUAUUUUUAUUGGUUUGUUUAUUCUGGUUAAAUUAUAUUUGUUUAAUUAAGUGAGUUGGUGUUGUUGGUUUGUGAUAUAGCUUAAGAGACAUGGUUUUUUGAGGGAGAAAGGUGUGAAGAGGAGUCAUGCUGCCUAUUUAUAUCACACUGUAAAUUCUGUUGUACAUUGGCCUCUGUUGAAUACUUGAAUCUCUGUCAUAUGGGUUGCAUUGUUGGUAACUUUUCUU
Messenger RNA from Elaeis guineensis (African oil palm), 2155 nucleotides. RefSeq names its product patellin-3. NCBI's taxonomy places the organism in Eukaryota, Viridiplantae, Streptophyta, Magnoliopsida, Arecales, Arecaceae. Gene Ontology annotation, molecular function: lipid binding. The record is from RefSeq and is a predicted model, not a curated record.